GUACCCAAAACAAUGAAUAUACUUCAAUAUGAGGUCGUUAUCUACUUAAGCUGUAUUAUUCGGUUUAGAAAUCUCCUUCAAAGAAAGCUAAAAGAUGAGAGCUUAUAUACUAAGCUUUUUCAUAUCAUAUAUUAUACUUCACCUACUUCUCUCCUUUCCUUCCCUCCAACUCAUACUAUAUUAUAAACUCAAUACAUCUAAUCUCACCCCUCAUAUACAACUUUUAUUCUUUCAACCCAACAUUAACAAAAUAAAUCACCCCCAAAAUUCCCCCAAAAAAACAACAAAAACAACAAUAACAAAAAGUGUUGAAUUCAUGUUUGCGGAGGAGCUAAUUAACACCCACCAAGCGUGUGACAUACCCCCUUCAUUCUCCCGCUCACUCCUUAGCUAUCUUCUCAUUUUUCCCACCUCAACAAACAAAUCACACCAACAACAACAACCAUUUUUAUCCUUCUAAACCAUUAUUUCAUUUACAUCAUUUGGUGAAGAUCAUCAUUAUUAUGAGACAAUCAUCCAUAGGAAGCAGCUCUCGACACUCGAAUUACAGCCGGAGUUUCCACCUUCCUGAUGAAGAAAACGCCUAUGAUGACUACCCUGCACCAUCUUCCAUUGGCGGCGCAAUGCUGCCCGCCUUUCUUAAAGACCUCGGAAGAGCUACUACUACUGCCACUACCACUACCACCACCAUCAACGACGAAGAACUCGUCGAGGUUGAAUUACAAGUAGAGGAUGACAACAUUUAUAUAUGUAGUGUUACACCAAGAGCUACAACACCUAGGAGUACUGGAGGUGGUGGUGGUGGAGGAGGUGGAGGUAUUUUAUCGAGGAGCCUCUCGGCUGCCUCGAAACUUAGGAAGAAAUUCGCUUGGCCUUCUUCUUCAAGACCAUCAUCGGAGGCAGGGGAUCAACCUCUGCCUCCGAUGACUGAAAGAGACAAACGUAAAAUGCGAGCGCAACUACAAAGGACCACGUCAGGCGCCCAAAGGGCAUUGACGGGGUUACGUUUUAUUAGUAUGACUACGUGCACAACGACAGGAGAUGAUGGUGGGGAAGAGAUGUGGAAACAAGUGGAGGCAAGAUUUGAUGAAUUAGCACAAAAUGGGUUGCUUGCUAGGGAAGAUUUUGGAGCUUGCAUUGGGAUGGCGAAUUCCAAGGAAUUCGCCAUCGGUAUAUUUGAUGCAUUAGCAAGGAGGAAAAGACAGAGAUUGAGUAAAAUUUGUAAAGAAGAGUUACAAGAUUUUUGGUUGCAACUUACUAAUCAAAGCUUCGAUGCUCGCCUUCAAAUUUUCUUCGACAUUGCUGAUAGUAACGAAGAUGGAAGAAUAACAAGAGACGAGGUCCAAGAGCUUAUUAUGCUUAGUGCUUCAGCAAAUAGAUUAUCAUCUUUGAAGGAGCAGGCACAUGAAUAUGCAAACUUGAUCAUGGAAGAGCUAGACCCUGAAAACCUUGGUUACAUUGAGUUAUGGCAGUUAGAAGCACUGCUGCUACAAAGAGAUGUCUACAUGGAAUAUAGCAGGCCACUAAGCACAGUAAGUGCAGGGUGGAGUCAAAAUUUGAGCACAUUAAGACCAGUAAGCCUGGUGAGAAAAGUAAGCUGCACAUUAAGGUGUCUCAUCCUAGAAAACUGGCAGAGAGGGUGGAUUAUAUUGUUGUGGGUUACGGUCAUGGCGUCGCUUUUCGUCUGGAAAUUUCUUCAGUACAGGAAAAAAUCAGCAUUUCAGGUUAUGGGUUAUUGCUUAUGCACAGCCAAAGGAGCCGCCGAGACCCUUAAACUUAACAUGGCUUUAAUCCUCCUUCCGGUUUCAAGAAACACGCUCACUUGGCUUCGAUCCACUCGAGCCAGAUGCUUCAUCCCUUUUGAUGAUAACAUCAACUUCCAUAAGAUAAUCGCGUGCGCUAUAGCAAUUGGAGUGUUGCUUCAUGCAGGAAUUCAUCUAACAUGUGAUUUUCCCCGUUUGAUCAACUCUUCCCCCGGUAAAUUUGCACUCAUAGCCUCCGAUUUCAACAACAAGAAACCAACAUACUGGGAUCUUGUGAAAGGCAUCGAAGGAGUGACUGGUAUCGGCAUGGUCGUUUUGAUGAUGAUUGCCUUCACAUUAGCAACAAGCCGGUUUAGGAGAGAUGUGGUGAAGCUACCAGCACCUUUCAAUCGUUUGGCAGGAUACAAUGCAUUCUGGUAUUCUCACCAUUUGCUCGCUAUUGUCUAUGUCAUGCUUGUGGUUCAUGGAUUCUUCUUGUUCCUAGUGAAGGAUUGGACCAAAAAAACGACAUGGAUGUAUAUUUCUAUUCCGCUUCUGCUUUAUAUAGCUGAACGAAGUUUGCGGACUUGUAGAUCAGAGAUUCGCUCGGUUAAAAUCUUGAAGGUGUCAGAGCUACCAGGAAAUGUCUUCAGCUUACUAAUGUCAAAACCUCAAGGAUUCAAGUACAAGAGUGGACAGUACAUUUUCCUGCAGUGCCCUGCCAUCUCAAAAUUUGAAUGGCAUCCAUUUUCUAUCACCUCAGCACCAGGAGACAACUUCCUUAGUGUUCACAUCAGGAUUGUAGGAGAUUGGACACAAGAACUAAAGCAGGUUUUUACCGAGGGUAGAAUGUCGGUUUCCUCCAUUGGUCGGCUCAAAUUUGAAGAAGAGGGUAUUCGUCAGAGAGGCUUACCUAGACUGCAUGUUGAUGGACCUUACGGCGCUCCAGCACAGGAGUACCAGAGUUAUGAUGUUUUGCUCCUCGUGGGACUAGGGAUAGGAGCAACACCCUUUAUCAGCAUCCUCAAAGAUCUUCUAAACAAUGCAAGAGCAGCAACAGACUCAACCACCGACUUCAGUAUAUCAGAUGACAGCUUAAGUAGUUUUGCAUCGGCCAGUACAGCACAAAGUGGAAACAAAAGGCCAAUGAGAGUUAAGAGUGCGCAAUUUUACUGGGUUACAAGGGAGCCAGGUUCAUUUGAGUGGUUCAAAGGGGUGAUGAAUGAAGUAGCAGAAAUGGAUCAUAAGGGCUUGAUUGAGAUGCACAACUAUCUUACUAGUGUGUAUGAAGAGGGUGAUGCCAGAUCAACCUUACUAACGUUGGUCCAAGCUCUGACUCAUGCCAAAUAUGGUGUUGAUAUAUUAUCUGGUACCAGGGUAAAGACACACUUUGCCAGACCUGAUUGGAAAGAAGUAUUUGCUAAAAUAGCUAAAAAACAUCCAUACAGCACUAUAGUUAAAUAUGCAGGGGUUUUCUACUGCGGCAGGCCGGUGUUAGCCAAAGAGUUGAAGAAAUUAGCACAUGAAAUGAGUCACAAGACAUCAACACGGUUCGAGUUCCAUAAAGAGCAGUUUUAGAACAGAGAAUAAACUCCCUUCCCCUCUUCCCAGAAUGUAAAAACCCGAAAAAAAAAAUGGAAAGAAAAGAAAUCAAGCCAAUAAGUCAAAACCAAACUAAGCUAACCAUAUCCACCUUUUUGCCAACAUUGUAAGUACUCCAACAUUCUUACUGAGAAACUCAGUAACAUUGUAUACACAAUACAUAUACUAUACACUUCCAUCCAUAGUAAUCGCCUUCAGCGAAAUUGUAAAUGAAAACUUUACAAAUGUCCAUAUAAAAUAUAUAUAUAGCACAUCAUUCUAUAGAAAAUUCCAUAGCCCUAGCUGUUAUUCUAACAAUGACUGUUUGUUACAAACAGGAUUAUUUCUUUCAAAAUCUUAGGAUCUAUGUAUCUUAUUCUAGAUUAUACUCAAUAAAAUAAAUUGCAGAUUAUUUGGUA
Messenger RNA from Beta vulgaris subsp. vulgaris (sugar beet), 3742 nucleotides. RefSeq names its product respiratory burst oxidase homolog protein E. The record is from RefSeq and is a predicted model, not a curated record. Gene Ontology annotation, molecular function: peroxidase activity; calcium ion binding; NAD(P)H oxidase H2O2-forming activity. NCBI's taxonomy places the organism in Eukaryota, Viridiplantae, Streptophyta, Magnoliopsida, Caryophyllales, Amaranthaceae. The coding region runs from base 504 to 3320 and encodes 938 amino acids. Gene Ontology annotation, cellular component: plasma membrane. The transcript is spliced from 14 exons.